UGGUCGCCGACAAGACGGAAGUGUCUACUCCGAGGCCUUCCAAGGCUCCUCUUUCUCUCGUGGAGGAACUACUCUCGAUGGUGGCACGGUCACCUGACAGGAGUGGGCGGGAACCCGCGAACAAGGCCGAGAGGUGUGGGAGCUCGGCUACGUGCGGGAGAGUAACAUGUCUCUGGAAGAUCCUUUUUUUGUAGUCCGAGGUGAGGUGCAGAAGGCGGUGAACACUGCCCGCGGACUGUACCAGCGCUGGUGCGAGCUCCUGCAGGAGGGCGCGGCGGUCGGACGCGAGGAGCUGGACUGGACGACUAAUGAACUGCGGAACAGCCUGCGCAGCAUCGAGUGGGAUCUUGAGGACCUGGAGGAAACCAUCGGCAUAGUGGAAGCCAACCCAGGCAAGUUCAAGCUUCCCUCCGGAGACUUGCAGGAGAGAAAGGUGUUUGUGGAACGGAUGCGGGAGGCAGUUCAGGAAAUGAGGGACCAUAUGGUCAGCCCAGCAGCCAUGGCCUUUAUGGAGAAGAAAAACAGACAGAUGCUGGUGGGCAAGCCAGUUGCCCAGAAGUCAUCAAGCAACCUGCUAGAUGACAGCAUGGUCUCUGCCACCUCUCGCUACAUCGAGGAGCAGCAGGUCACACAGCAGGUUUGUGUGGGUGGCUGGGGCCGCAGGCUAGAGAAGCCUGUGGACCGCUCAGGAGUUCCUGCCAACAGCAGCUCCCACUCCUCCAAUCUGCAGCUGAUCAUGGAUCAACAGGACCAGCAGCUGGAAAUGGUGUCAGGAAGCAUUCGGGUUCUGAAACACAUGUCCAGCCAAGUCGGGGAGGAGCUGGAUGAACAGGGAGUCAUGCUAGACGCCUUUGCUCACGAGAUGGAUCACACUCAAUCUCGGAUGGAUGGGGUCCUCCGGAAGAUGGCCAAAGUAUCCCACAUGACCAGUGAUCGCCGACAGUGGUGUGCCAUUAUGGUGCUGCUGGGGGUGCUUCUCCUGGUUAUCACCUUGCUCUUCUCUCUCUGACUCUGGUCCUCCCCUGGGGGCUGGCCCCUGGUGCUAGGAGAGCUGGCAAAACCCUGCCACCUGGGAGGAGGGGAGCUGUCCCAAGGCUCUCAUCCCGAGCCAGUGGGACCCUCAAAGCCCUGGGCCAGCAACCGCAACAACAGUCCUGUAUCAAGUGCUCUUAGAGGGUGUGGAGGUAGGAGAAUCAUAGAUAUGCCCUUCCCCAUUUCCACUUCUGGUGCCCCCGAGUCACUUUUUUAGCCCUUGUGCCUUCUACAUGUGCCAACUUGGAAAUAAAAUCCAUCUUUAUUUAUAUAUAUAUAUAUUUGUAAUAUA
This is a messenger RNA of Talpa occidentalis (Iberian mole), 1324 nucleotides long. It is a transcript of the gene STX10, whose product is annotated as syntaxin 10. The transcript is spliced from 7 exons. The record is from RefSeq and is a predicted model, not a curated record. Gene Ontology annotation, cellular component: synaptic vesicle membrane; endomembrane system; SNARE complex. The coding region runs from base 167 to 1009 and encodes 280 amino acids. NCBI's taxonomy places the organism in Eukaryota, Metazoa, Chordata, Mammalia, Eulipotyphla, Talpidae. Gene Ontology annotation, molecular function: SNARE binding; SNAP receptor activity. Gene Ontology annotation, biological process: Golgi vesicle transport; vesicle fusion; intracellular protein transport.